GCGGCGAGUCGGUAGAAGAUGUUGAGCGGAUUUGAUCGAGUCCGGUUAGGUUGCUUGAGAGCCUGAUGACGACGACAGCCACAACCACCCCCGGUUGACUUUGAGAGGGACUCGGUGCUCUUCCUGCUCUCUCUCUUCCCACCAAGUCUUCUAAUCCUGUUCUUCGACUCUCAACCGCAACCACUUCUUGGUCGGGGAGGGAAUGGGAAAGGAGAGCGCAUCCGCGGCGGCGAGGGAGGAUGAGGCCAAGUUGCAGCCGUGGCGGGGGGACGGCGGCGACGCCCACCAGCACGAAAUCGAUCCCCCGCACCCGGUGGCGGCUCCGCCUACCGCGCGGGCGAAGCCGCCGCAGCGGCAGCGGGACGAGCGGUGGCGGCCGUGGCUGGUGCCCACGAUCUUCGUGGCGAACGUGGCGAUGUUCGUGAUCACGAUGUACGUCAACGACUGCCGCAAGAACAACUCCAUCCGCUCCUGCGUCCUCCCUUCGCUCGGCCGGUUCUCCUUCGAGCCCCUCAAGCAGAACCCCCUCCUCGGCCCUUCUGCCAAAACGCUACAAAAGAUGGGAGGCCUAGUAGUUGACAAAGUAGUUCAUGGUCACCAAGGAUGGCGUCUCAUUAGCUGCAUUUGGCUACACGGUGGAGUCAUCCAUCUACUAGCUAAUAUGUUGUGCCUCUUAUUGAUUGGAAUUAGACUCGAACAAGAAUUUGGAUUCGUGAGAAUUGGCCCUCUAUAUGUCAUCGCUGGAGUUGGUGGAAGCUUGUUGUCUGCUCUUUUUGUCCAAGCAAGUGUCUCUGUUGGUGCUUCUGGUGCUCUUUUUGGGUUGCUUGGAGCCAUGCUUUCAGAACUUAUAACAAAUUGGACAAUUUAUGCUAAUAAGUUUGCCGCAUUGAUAUCUCUCAUCCUGAUAGUUUCGAUUAACUUGGGUCUCGGAAUCCUCCCCCACAUCGACAACUUUGCUCACAUAGGAGGAUUCAUUACAGGGUUCCUUCUUGGAUUUGUCCUUCUAAUCCGCCCACAAUAUGGAUAUAGAAGCCAAAAGUACAAUCCUCUCGGAUAUAAUGGCCCAGCAAAGAACAAACACAUGAUAUACCAAUAUGUGCUAUGGGUUGCUAGUGCCAUCUUAUUAAUUGUCGGGUUGACUGUAUCUCUGAUUUUGCUGUUCAGAGGGUUCAAUGGAAAUGAUCACUGCUCAUGGUGCCAUUAUCUAAGCUGCGUACCCACUUCAAAAUGGAGCUGCAAACAAGGAACAGAAUCAUGCCAGGUUUUCGAAAGUGGUAACCAAUGGAACAUAACCUGCCAAGACAGUGGGAGAAGCCGAAUAUUCAUAAAUGCAACUCAAUCUAUGGAUGACCUGUGUUAUCAGCUGUGCAGUUAGCAAGCAACACUCAUUCCAUUCUACUGGUCUCUUAUUUGGUAUACUCAUUUAAAUUCAGAUCUACCAGUUGUUUUUUUUUUUUUUAAUUAGCACAUACAUGCGUGUACAAAAGUCAGUUAUCAGAUUUACCCUACACAAUUUUUUUCAGAAUAAAUUUAUGCAUGAAAAGUUGUGAUUGUUCAUGCUUGUCA
Musa acuminata AAA Group (dessert banana) is the source of this 1566-nucleotide messenger RNA. Its product is annotated as RHOMBOID-like protein 2. Gene Ontology annotation, biological process: proteolysis. The record is from RefSeq and is a predicted model, not a curated record. NCBI's taxonomy places the organism in Eukaryota, Viridiplantae, Streptophyta, Magnoliopsida, Zingiberales, Musaceae. Gene Ontology annotation, molecular function: serine-type endopeptidase activity. The coding region runs from base 203 to 1375 and encodes 390 amino acids. The transcript is spliced from 6 exons. Gene Ontology annotation, cellular component: membrane.